This is a messenger RNA of Colletotrichum abscissum, 258 nucleotides long. RefSeq lists its product as uncharacterized. Lineage: Eukaryota; Fungi; Ascomycota; Sordariomycetes; Glomerellales; Glomerellaceae. The transcript has a single exon. Bases 1 to 258 code for a protein of 85 amino acids. The record is from RefSeq and is a predicted model, not a curated record.
AUGCUGUAUGGAGUACGGAUACCUAUGCGCUUCUCGGAGUUCCUAGAUCAAGGCGAACAUGGAACUGGGAGGAGCCCGCCAACCCGCAGCCAUGCCAUCUCAGGCAAUCCGGGCCCUCAAUGCUGCAAUGCUGCAAUGCAUCCGCCAACUUACCGCCUUAUCGACCACCACGAUAAGUCCGAUGAGUGCCGGCCGCAGCCCGUGGGUGGCUCCCACGUUCCCCUGCUUUGCCUGCCUCCCCAGGUAUCGACGUUGUGA